AUGGGUAGUUGUGAAUCUCAGGAUGAACGAGUUUGCUUUGAAGAAUUUUAAUCAAUACCUCUUCCUAAUUUAUAAUAAGAAUUUACAGAUGAAUUUACUUAGUAGGAAAAUUAGGUUAUUGUCAGUUAGUCCAAGAAAGAUUUGGAUGCUGAUUUAUCAAUUUAGACUUUGUAAAAUAAAUUAAACUCACAUCCUCUAUCUAACACACUCUAUAUAAUAUAUAAUAAAUGUCGAAUUGAGAGACCAAUAGAAGUGGAAGAAGGAACAUAUUAGGGAUAAUGGUUUGCUGGAAAAUAAUGCGGUUUUGGCCGUAUGUAUUAUAAAAAUAAGGACAUUUAUGAGGGAUUUUGGCUGCUUGGUCGAAAACAUCAUAUGGGAAUAUUCAUAGAAACUGAUAAGAGACCUUUAAUUGGAGAAUGGUUUGAUGAUAAAUUCCUUGGAUAAAAUAUUUCUAUUAAUCUUACAAAAGAUCCGAAGCUCUUUUAUUCUGAUUUACUUAAUGUACUUUCAUUAUUUAUAAUAUGUUAGCUUUAACCUAUUCAAAUAAAGGAUUCUCUAUAUUAUGGAGAGUAUUCUAAUAAAGGAAAGCAAGGUUUAGGACUGUGCUUUCAAAAAGGAGAAUAUAAAUUUAUUGGUUAUUUCUCAAAUGAUAAAAAAUAAGGUUAUGGCAUAGAAAUUACUAAGAAUGAUAUAUAUAGAGGAAUAUUUAAGGAUGACAUUAGAUGUGGUAUUGGUCAUCUUAAACAUAAGAAGAAUUUGUUUUUAGGUUAAAAUAUAGUUAAUAUAUUUUUAGGUUAAUUUGAAAAUAAUUAGCCAACGACUAAUGGGAUUUCAAUUUAAAUUUGA
This is a messenger RNA of Paramecium pentaurelia, 846 nucleotides long. The record is from the annotation of a GenBank genome assembly. Lineage: Eukaryota; Ciliophora; Oligohymenophorea; Peniculida; Parameciidae.